Mytilus californianus (California mussel) is the source of this 2412-nucleotide messenger RNA. RefSeq lists its product as uncharacterized. The coding region runs from base 57 to 2078 and encodes 673 amino acids. Gene Ontology annotation, molecular function: zinc ion binding. The transcript is spliced from 2 exons. Lineage: Eukaryota; Metazoa; Mollusca; Bivalvia; Mytilida; Mytilidae. The record is from RefSeq and is a predicted model, not a curated record.
UCUAUCUAGGUCGGCCCUGGCCUUUAAAUUAAUAUCAAUUAGAAUAAAAAAAUGGCAUGGAUGAAAGUUUAGUAAAGGAAGAGACGCCAUUGUGUGAUGCUUGUGACAGGGAUAAAUGUACAGUGUUUGCUGAUUUUUGGUGUCGAGAAUGCGUAGAAAACUUGUGCGCACCAUGUGUAGUUGUUCAUCAAAAAUUGAAAAUGACAAGCGAACACUAUGUUCUGCCCCUUUGUAUCAAAAAGAUCAUCAGUACACACAUUCUAGAAAUUCCAGUAACAUGCAGUAAGCAUUCAAAUCAGUCUGUUCUGUUUUAUUGUUCUGAACAUAAAUCUGUCCUCUGCAAUCUUUGCAAACAAGAACACCAAAAUAUAUGUCGUGAAUUAGAAGAAAUAAAAGGCAAAACUGAUAGUGACAGUUUUAUUGGAAACUUCGAAAACAAAGCAGAACAAGUUACGGAAAGUCUUGAUGAACGUAUUGAGGAAUCAACUAAAAACAAAAACUGUAUGCAAGCUGAAUACAAUAACAUACAGGAUGAGAUAAGACAUUUCUGUCAAGAAAUUAAGAACAAGAUCGAUGCAUUACAGAAUAGGUUAGUAGAAAAUUUAUCACAUCAUCAUUCGAAAAGAAUAAAAAAAGAAGACGAUAAUAUUGAAACACUUCAUAAAGUCCAAUCAAGUGUAAAAUCCAUAGAACACGAUAUCAAAAAUGUCAGAGACCAUUUAACAAAGAAACAACAUUUUGUAAUUCUGGUUGCGUUAGAACACGAAUUACAAAAAAAGAUGGAUGCCCUUUCUCGUCUACCUACCGAUGAGGACAGAAUUCAGCUUCGUUUCCAACGAUCAAACUUACUUGAUUUGAUUACAGACCUUGGAACUAUUUCUUCAACACAAGUAUCUACCUGUUCUUCGUCAAACCAAACUCUAAGUGUUGACGUUAUUGCACAUGAAGAUCGUAGACUGCAGAAUGACGAAAUUUUUGCAACAAAUAUACUACCAGAGUCAGAGAUCACACUUAUGAGAGAGACCGCAUUUAGUCAAGCGAGAGUUGAAACAGGUAUGCACGAUUUGAAUGACAAAUUUGAUACUGAUUGCCAGUCAGAUGGUAACGAAACUGUUCUAUACCAAAAGGAAUCAUUAGACUUCGAGUUAGAUACAGACAAUAUACCUGGACCAAGUGAUCUUUUUGGUGAAUGCUCAAUUACGAUUGGCGCUAAUGGGAUAACAAAUGGGCAUGCAUUAGAAAAUAUUGCAAACUUAGAACAAGACGAAGUGUUAGACAACACAAACGCUAAACGAAAGAAGUACAUUCAUUUAAAACAGAGUGUACAAAUCAAGAAAAUGUUGAAUGAAGAUUUUGUUAUUACUGAUCUAUGUUGUUUUUUCGGAAAGGACAAAAUUGCACUUGGAGAUUCCAAAAAUCAAAGAAUCUUUAUUUGUGAACAGUCAGGCAAACUGUUAAAAUCAUUCGAAUCAAUAAAAAUACAGGACAUGGCUAAGUCGCCAAUAUCGGAGUCUUUUAUAUUUGUUUCUAUUAAAGACAAAGGCAUUUUACGGUUGGAAAAUGGAGAGGAAGGAUACCAUUUCAGUAAAUAUUUUGAAAACAACAAGGUAUCAGACUUAGCUUCUUAUGGAGAUAAAUUAGCAGUUCGUAUCGGUAAAAAGGCAAUCAACAUUUUAAAUUGUGGUGAAAAUUGUGGUAUAUUGCAGUGCAAGAAAGUAACAGUGUCCGUUCCUCCUGAACAUUUCGAUUGUGAUGCGCAAGGCAACAUAGUUCAAACUAGUCAAACAAGUGAUUAUGUUUUGGCAUACGGCCUAGAUGGAACUACUAUUUACAGAUUCCAAAAUUCUGACUUACGAAAUGCACAAGGUUUAACAGUAGACAGCAACAGGAAUACUUAUGUAUGUGGAUACGAAUCGAACACAGUUGUAAAAAUUAGUCCAGACGGUAAAAGCCACCAGGUUGUGCUCGGAGAAGAUGAUGGAAUUAUGCAACCAUAUGAUUUAGAUUACAACAAAUCAACACAAGAACUUAUGAUCAUAAAUGACGAUCACAAAUCCAUUAACAUAUACAAAUUAUAAUUUUUUUAACAUCAAAAUAUAUAUCACAAACUUAUCGUUGUCACGUGACUAGUGUGUGUAAAAUGAGAUGCGACCCGGGAAACGGACAAUCUCGGAAUUUAAUCGAUUAGGUUACAUUAUAAGAACUCGAUGUGAAGAAAACAACGCCAUAUAUAAAGGAAUACGUGCUGGUAUGUUUUGAUAAAAUUAUUUCUGAAUUAAAAUAUCAAGUACACUUUUACACACUUUUCUGUGUAUUUUGUAAACGUUGUUUUGGUUUUUUUUUUUGUGUUUGUGUAGAACGUUCUCUUGAAUUUUAUCCUUUUUAUACGUUGUAAUAAAAUUAUAAAUCUCA